UGGCGGCGCGGCCCCCCCCCCGGCCAUGCCGCGGGUGUACAUCGGCCGCCUCAGCUACCAGGCACGGGAGCGGGACGUGGAGCGCUUCUUCAAGGGCUACGGCAAGAUCCUGGAGGUCGAUCUCAAGAACGGGUACGGCUUUGUUGAGUUUGAUGAUCUCCGGGAUGCAGAUGAUGCCGUGUAUGAGCUCAAUGGUAAAGAUCUGUGUGGGGAGAGAGUGAUCGUGGAGCACGCCCGAGGCCCACGGCGCGACAGCAGUUACGGUUCCGGACGCAGUAAGCACUCCCAUGCAUUUGUAUCCCUGAGUGGAUAUGGUUAUAGAAGAAGCGGAAGAGAUAAGUACGGUCCUCCCACCCGUACAGAAUACAGAUUGAUUGUGGAAAAUUUGUCAAGCCGCUGCAGUUGGCAAGACCUUAAGGAUUAUAUGCGUCAGGCAGGGGAAGUGACAUAUGCAGAUGCACACAAAGGAAGGAAAAAUGAAGGUGUGAUUGAGUUCAAAUCCUAUUCUGACAUGAAAAGAGCCCUUGAAAAGCUGGACGGGACAGAAGUAAAUGGCAGGAAGAUUAGAUUAGUGGAAGACAGACCUGGAUCGAGACGGCGCCGCUCUUACUCCAGGAGCCGAAGCCAUUCGAGGUCUCGCUCUCGAAGCAGGCACUCCCAUAAGAGCAGGAGCCACAGUGCCAGUAGCAGUCACUCCAAGAGUAGAUCAAGAUCCAGGUCUGUGUCCCGUUCCAGAAGCAAGAGCCAUAGUCGAAGCAAGAGCCAUAGCAGAGGCCAAAAAGAGAAAAGCAGGACUCCAAGUAAAGAGGAUAAAAGUAGGAGCCGCAGCAGGAGUGCAGAGAAAUCCCGAAACAAAAGUAAAGAUAAAUCUGAGAGCACUCCCCAUAACAGUGAUGAGAAAGCAAAGAGCAGGAGCUGCAGCAAGGAAAAGAGCAGGAGCAGGAGUAAGGAGAGGGAAGAGAUGAGGGAGAGCAUGAGGAGCAGGAGCAAGGAGAAGAGUAGAAGCAAAGACAGGGAGAAGAGCAUCAGCAAGCCGAGGAGCAGGAGCAAGAGCAGGGAUGAGAGUAGGAGCAGGAGCCACAGUAAGGAUAAAAGGAAAAGUCGGAAGAGAAGCAGGGGUAACAGCAGGAGUAGAAGCAGGAGCCGCAGCAAGUAUGAGAAAAGCAAGAGGCGCAGCAAGCGAGACAGCAAAGCAGGUAGCAAGAAGAAAAGGAAGGAUGGCCACGAGCGGUCCAGGUCAGACUCCAAAGAGGAGCAUCUAAGAUCAGAGCCUGUCAAAAAGGAGGCAGAAGGUGAGGGUGAGGAUGCAGCCACAUGCCCAGCGUCUCGCUCCAGGUCUAGGUCCAUUUCCAAGCCAAACCUAAAUGUCAAAUCAGAUUCUCGUUCCAGGUCUAAGUCUGUGUCAAAGCCCAGGUCCCGGUCCAAGUCUAGAUCUAGGUCUGCCUCUGGGUCACACUCCCCAUCGCAGUCAAGGUCUCGCUCCACCUCCUAACCUUGCUGCACCCACACGUGGACCGGUUGGAGGAGUCUUUUGUACAUGUGUAGUAGUCGUAGCACAAGUGAUUGAAGUAGAGAACACAUUGAUGCUGUAUAUUUUCAGGAACCCUGAUGGGAUGUCUCAAUGUUCAUGCAGUUCCCCCUCCCUGCAGUGCUCCCUGGUGCAAGGCUCAUUCUCUUUAACUCCACCUCUUCCAGAGCAUCCAAAUUGCCCUGUUUUUCCAGGCAGAGCCUUGCAGGGAAUAUGCACUGCCCCGAGGUGGGUAGAUGGGGUUGCAGUGCUGACUGAUAGGUAGGUACAAUGGCCUCAACAGUCUUUGCCCUCGAACUGAUGCCCUUUGAUGUACAUCAUUUAGUGGAAGUGCUGAGUCUUCAGUUUCAUACUACUUUUGUUCCAUGGUUUUUGGACUUAAAGUUGUGAAUA
Molecule: messenger RNA, 1921 nt
Organism: Melopsittacus undulatus (budgerigar)
Lineage: Eukaryota; Metazoa; Chordata; Aves; Psittaciformes; Psittaculidae
Gene: SRSF4
Product: serine and arginine rich splicing factor 4
Exons: 6
Coding region: 26-1492 (488 amino acids)
Cellular component (GO): nucleus; cytoplasm
Molecular function (GO): mRNA binding
Source: RefSeq, a predicted model, not a curated record